This is a messenger RNA of Fimicolochytrium jonesii, 750 nucleotides long. RefSeq lists its product as uncharacterized. The record is from RefSeq and is a predicted model, not a curated record. Bases 1 to 750 code for a protein of 249 amino acids. NCBI's taxonomy places the organism in Eukaryota, Fungi, Chytridiomycota, Chytridiomycetes, Spizellomycetales, Powellomycetaceae. The transcript is spliced from 5 exons.
AUGCAGGGGCCAAUGCGUGGGAAGCGCAUACCGGUAGCACAUGCGGAUGCGAUGGUUGAUGGAGGGCACUGUGCCCGCAACGUCGUCGAACACGAUAAAGCGGCAGGAAAUCGAACGUCAUGGAGGACGGAUGCCCGCGUUUUGGCGGAGCUCGUGAAGGGGGUAAUGUUCCUUCGGUUUUCGAAGCGGCUGCUCCAGUUCGAGGACAGCACCACAGAAGCGCGCGUCCUCCAACUGGACGAGCAUCUGAUCCAUGUCAUAAUGAUCAUUGCGCAUGAGACCCCUCGCCCUGCGGGGGCGCUCCGCAUCAACAGCAUGAUAACUGGAUCUUCGGGGCCCACUCAGACCCUCCAAGACAUUCGCCACGCUCCCUUGGCCGAGCUCAACGUUGAGCUCAAGGCAUGUCUGGUCCUGCCCGGCGACGAGCGACACUGUGAAAAAGCCGCCCACCAGACCUUCGACAUACUCGCAAACGCGUCUCACAUCGUGAUUGUGCACCGACGACGACAGGGGUCCGGGACCCCCGGUCCAAGAACAUCCACUUCCUUGCAUGGUGCAAAGCGUGCUGCAGAAAGUACGGCAGAUCCAAGCUCGUCGGGUGCCCCCGGAAUGAAAACGUCUUCUUCCAGAUUUUUCUCGGAUUGGCGCCAGGAUGUGAAGGAUAUACGAGACUCGUUGAGCGGCCGGCGCGAACUUCAGGCUCGGGAUGAGCGAAACCAUCGUCCUCCUGAGCCAUAUCAAGGUCCGUGA